Messenger RNA from Schistocerca gregaria, 899 nucleotides. RefSeq names its product trypsin-1-like. Gene Ontology annotation, molecular function: serine-type endopeptidase activity. Gene Ontology annotation, biological process: proteolysis. The transcript has 2 exons. The coding region runs from base 16 to 801 and encodes 261 amino acids. The record is from RefSeq and is a predicted model, not a curated record. NCBI's taxonomy places the organism in Eukaryota, Metazoa, Arthropoda, Insecta, Orthoptera, Acrididae.
GCAGCACAGCCCAGGAUGCCGCGUCCCGCCACAGUGACCUGGAGCCCGUGUCUGUGGCUGCUGCUGCUGUCUGCGGCUGCGGCGUGGCCGUCCGAGACCCGGCAGCGGACCGGCGGCCACGAGCGCAUCGUCGGCGGCCACGAGGCCAGCAUCGCCGACCUCCCCUGGCAGCUGGCCUUCGAGCUCGGCGGCGACCAGUCAUGUGGCGCGUCGCUCAUCGGCCCCUCCUGGGCGCUGACCGCCGGCCACUGCGUCGAGGACAUCGGACUAGUCUACAUGGCGCUGCGGGCGGGCUCCUCCGUCCGUGGCAGCGGCGGCACGGUGAUAGAGGCGGCAGCCGCCUUCCUGCACCAGCAGUACGAUAGCCGCACCGCCGACUACGACAUCGCAGUCGUACAGGUGAACGGAUCCUUCACGCUGGGUCCCAAUGUACAGCUAGUGGGACUUCCAGCUGAGGGCUACGACCCUCCGAGUGGGCUGCCUGUGACGGUCAGUGGCUGGGGUUACCAGCACAGCGGCAACGGCCCGUCCAGUACACUGCAGGCGGUAGACAUCAACGUCGUGGACCGUGAGACAUGCCGCAAAGUGUUCGUCGCAGUGAAUUCCGUGACGGAACGCAUGAUCUGCUCUGGGGAGUUCACCCGUGGAGUAUGCUUCGGUGACUCGGGUGGCCCACUGGUCAACAAUGGUACGCAGGUGGGCAUCGUCUCGUGGGGGCACACCUACUGCGAAGUCGGCCUCUCCGUCCAGACCAAUGUCGGCUAUCUGAGGGCCUGGAUCCGAGACACCGCCGGCAUCUAGACUUCACCCGCUCUCCUCAGUGGAUACAAUGGUUUAAGUCAACAGCAGAUACUAUCAUCCACGCGUUCUUGUUAAAUAAACAUACGUAUUUUAUCGAA